This is a messenger RNA of Trifolium pratense (red clover), 855 nucleotides long. RefSeq names its product ethylene-responsive transcription factor ERF086-like. Gene Ontology annotation, biological process: regulation of DNA-templated transcription. The coding region runs from base 1 to 855 and encodes 284 amino acids. The transcript has a single exon. The record is from RefSeq and is a predicted model, not a curated record. NCBI's taxonomy places the organism in Eukaryota, Viridiplantae, Streptophyta, Magnoliopsida, Fabales, Fabaceae. Gene Ontology annotation, molecular function: DNA-binding transcription factor activity; DNA binding.
AUGUCAACUUCUAGAACCUCAAACACUUCCCUUAAAGGACAUUACCAUCCUCAUAAUCAAACUCAAAUAAAUCUAUCUCUUCUUAAACGAAACACGUCGGUUUGUAGCGAAAAAAGAGGGAGAAGAAAACAAACAGAACCAGGUAAGUUUCUUGGUGUAAGGAGAAGACCUUGGGGUAGAUAUGCAGCUGAAAUUAGAGAUCCUAGUACUAAAGAAAGACAUUGGCUUGGAACAUUUGAUACUGCUGAAGAAGCUGCUUUUGCUUAUGAUAAAGCUGCUCUUUCAAUCAAAGGUAGCAAUGCUAGAACAAAUUUCAUCUAUUCUACUGAAUCUGAUGAAACCAAUCUUCACAAUGUUGUUACUUCUUUAGAUGUUCAAAAAACACAACCAACCAAUCAAAUUGGAGAACAGAAUUCUUCUCAUUUGAACAAUUUGAACAAUGAAAAUCUGUUUUUCUCUAAUGAUUAUAAUAACUCAGGAUAUCUUGAAUGCAUUGUUCCUGUUAAUUGUUUCAAACCAAUUUCCAACACAAACAAUUCAAACUUUGAUCAUAAUAGCAAUGCAAAUGAUGUUGAUUCCAUUAGCACAACAAAUUACUUCAUGCAGGAUCAAUCAUUUUUUGAUCACUACACUCCAUUCUCUCAAGAAUCAAUUAACAUUGACACUGAAAUUAAUGACGGAGUAUCAUGGGAUUGCAAUUACAAUGAACUUUCAGCUAUUUUUAACAAACCACUAAGGAGUAAUGAAAGUCCAAGCUAUGGACUAAUGACAACUCAUGAUGUUUCUUCAACUACCUAUUCUUCGCCAUCAUAUUCUUCUUUCGGCGAUGUUGACAUGGGAUACUCACUCUUCUGA